AUGACUGCUUCCACCACCGACUCCAUGGCGGUUCCGCCUAGCUCCAAGAUGUCGCUGGACUUCCUGACACAGACUAGUGCCCAGCUGCGAGAGCCAGCUGAGCUCGCCACCGCUCUGGCGAAGCUGGACGAGAGGCUAAGGGAGUCAAGUAUUCCGUACAGCGACCCACUCAUCCUCGACCAAGAGAUCGCGGAAGCCGAUGCGCUCCUCGAAGAUGUCGUGAGAACAAGUAAAGAUCCCGGUUUCCUCGAGAAUCAGAAGGCUCAGAAGAUUCUCGGAUUCCUCGGUACGAGACUCGAACGCCGUUUGGCCACUGCCCGGAGCGCAAUCGCUCGAAUGCGCAAAGACCGCAUUACAGAACUCCCGACUGAGUUAUUGAUGGACAUCAUGAGUCGAGUAACGAACGGCACUUCAAAUAUUGGUCUCGACGGUGACGAUUUUGUCUCGUCCGAUGAACACAACAGAAGUCGGGACGUCGAGUCUAUCAAAUGUCUCCGCCUCACCAGUCGCCGCAUGCGCAAUCUGGCCGAUCGCUUUCUCAUCCGCUCGGUCACUGUCAGAAUGAUGCCGCACUCUCUGGCCCGAUUAGUCGAAAUUUCGCAUCACCCAGUCUUCUCUCAUACCGUUCGAUGCGUGAAAGUCAACUUGGCCUUUUAUGCCAAAGCUCUGGCGAACCUGAAUAACUUCGCCGGGUUCGAGAAAUGGCAAUGCGAACGAAUACACGAACGUUUCGGACUAGCCAACGAGAAAGCGGAUGCGGAAGAAGCUGAAGACCAUAGGGUCUCGGAUCAUACGAUGACUCUGCUCAAACGGCUGGACAAAGAGGCCAUCGCCACGCGGGAGGUCAAGCGAGGGCGAGACCCUUUCGCUAGCCUCAAGACGUCUUUCAAACGAUUACUGCGCACAGCUCAUGUGCGGUAUAAACAACUCUAUGAUGAGCAGCAACGAAUUCGCAAAGAUCACAGAAACGGUGUCGAUUCGGCCUUUCUGAGAGAGAUCUCCGCUGCAAUGGCUCGGAUGCCUAAUGCUACGAGACUGGAGAUUUCGGAUGUGGAUGUCGACCCUGACUGGAAAGACCAUUAUGACAGGGCACAUUUGGAGCCUGUAGCUGCGUAUUUGGCAGCCAUAUCGUCAACUCCAAGCUUAGAAAAGCUUCACAUCGGAGCGGGCGCUUUCGGAAAUCACAUGUUGGACGAAUGGGGCGAUCUCAGGCGGUGGCCACUUCUAGCCUCCCUCAUCAAGUCCCAGCCAUGGCCGAGACUCGAACGUUUGGAGCUUGACAAUGUCACCCUCACUUCAGGUCUCCUUGAGGAGCUGAUCGGAGAGCGAUCCACGGAUAUGAUUGUGCGGCUGGAAAGCGUCUUUAUUGACGAAGAGGAUGAGGACACUUGGCGCGAAAUGCUCGACAUGCUGCGGGCGAAAGCAGACCCUGACCGCCACAGGAAAGAGGGCGGCGUAUGUGGCACAGUCUUUGUCGAGGCCCUUUUUGCGCCGUAUGGGGGUGAGAUCAUCGACUUCCUGAAGCGCGACAUUGAACGCAUAUUCGGCAGCCGGGUCAAGAUUAAUGACAACGCACCGCUCACACCGGCCCUGUCGUAUUUGAGAGGGCUGAGGUCGAAGAAUCCCGUUCCCAUGGUCAUCGGGACGCCUCCGCUUCCACCAAUCCAUCAUCUCGCGGACGACAUCGGCUGGUGA
This is a messenger RNA of Colletotrichum gloeosporioides, 1695 nucleotides long. RefSeq lists its product as uncharacterized. The record is from RefSeq and is a predicted model, not a curated record. The transcript has 2 exons. The coding region runs from base 1 to 1695 and encodes 564 amino acids. Lineage: Eukaryota; Fungi; Ascomycota; Sordariomycetes; Glomerellales; Glomerellaceae.